AUGUCGGACCCAACUUUCGCCCAGUUCUACCCUCAGUCCGCUGCAUUCGAGCCUCAAGCAUAUCACAACAAGCUCGAGCCCGCAGCACAUUCCACCAUCGCCCUCGACGGUAUCGAGAACCAGAAGCAGUCCUUUGACUUCUUCAACUACUCCCAGUCCGGACUCGACGUUGUUGCUCCUCACCCUGACCAGUUUGAACUUGAGCUCGACAACUCCCUCGCUGCUUUCGACGCGGAGCUGAGUCUUAUCCCCGUCGACGCCGCCGACUUCUCCUUCUACCGCGGCGAGACUCCCACCUUCGGUCCGCCGUCGACCUUCACCGUCUCGUCUGAGUCGGUGUCGGGUUAUGAUUCUGCCUACAACGAUAAUCUAUCCAGUCGUUCAGAGAGCUACUACAACUUCAAGGCCCAGUCUCCCACGUCCAACUACCCUUCUAGCGUCUAUUCCCUCACCCAAGAGCAACUCGACAUGGAGUUCCAGCGCAUGGCCAUGCCCACCCACGACGACCCCAACUCCUUCGGCGCCCUUCCGAACUCGCCUUCCAUCCGUAGCUCUCCGAGCAGCGUUCCCAACAUCUCACAGUACUCGCCCGCGUACUCCUCCCCCCGUGGCUCUUUCUCAGACUACGAGCCCGCGCAGCCGCAGCAGGUCCGGCUUGGCAGCUCGGCAGCUUCCGACUACUACCCCUCGGCGCAAGUGCAGCUCAACAAGUAUGGCGGCCGUGUCAUGCAGUCCCAAGUCCCGCAGGCCCGUUCGACUGCGAGCGUGUCCCCGCAGAUGUCGGCUUCAAUGUCCCAUCCGUCGGGCGUGUCUCACCCCUCGCUCACCGCCCAACGCACCAAGAUGGAGAGUAUGCAAGAAGACCCGAAGCGCAAGUACCAGUGCCCGACGUGUCCUCGAGCGUUCGCUCGUGCGUACAACCUCAAGACCCACAUCCAGACCCAUGACCCCAACCGCCUCAAGCCUUACGCUUGCCACCACAAGUCAUGCGGUCGCUCUUUCAGCCGCAAACACGACCUCACGCGUCACAUGGUCUCCAUCCAUCGCACCGAGACGGUAACGGCUUUGCAGGCCGCGGCGAACCCUGGGCGCCCUAUUGGCGUCGACAGCGGGCGUCGCGCGUGGUGUGAACAGUGUGGUCGUAGCUGGGUCGGCAAGGGCAAGGAGAAGGGUUGUGAGUGCGAUGAUGUGAAGUAA
Messenger RNA from Dichomitus squalens LYAD-421 SS1, 1197 nucleotides. RefSeq lists its product as uncharacterized. NCBI's taxonomy places the organism in Eukaryota, Fungi, Basidiomycota, Agaricomycetes, Polyporales, Polyporaceae. Gene Ontology annotation, cellular component: nucleus. The transcript has 2 exons. The record is from RefSeq and is a predicted model, not a curated record. Bases 1 to 1197 code for a protein of 398 amino acids.